Molecule: messenger RNA, 1552 nt
Organism: Rhodamnia argentea
Lineage: Eukaryota; Viridiplantae; Streptophyta; Magnoliopsida; Myrtales; Myrtaceae
Product: two-component response regulator ORR9-like
Exons: 5
Coding region: 630-1379 (249 amino acids)
Biological process (GO): phosphorelay signal transduction system; cytokinin-activated signaling pathway
Source: RefSeq, a predicted model, not a curated record
GUGGAACAUUACAGGGAAAGAUCAUGGAUGAUUCUUGCCUUCAAAGCUCUGAAAUUUUCAAAGUUUUCUUUGACAAGUCUCCCUGGGUGUCUGCUUCACGCGGUCAAUUGCAGAGAUCUUCUCUUUGAUCUGUGUAUCUCGGAGUGGAGGGACCAAGGGAAGAUUUUAACUUGAUCCAGAACGCCUCAUCUGAAUACAAUAUUAGCAAGUCAAGCACGACUUGACUUGUGGAAAAGGUGGCACGUCUGAUCGGAUCUGCUCAUGUAUCACGCUCGCAAAGUGCACCGUGAGUGGUUAAACGAGGAAAGAUUUGAUCUUGAAUUCGAAGCACCAGGAUAAGACUCUGUACAGCGAUCGGCUCUGUUUCCCGCAUCAACAGUCUUGGGUGGACAAUCGUGAAUGCGAGAGGAGGCCCUUUUGAACUGUAGCUUUAGCUCUGGUCCAAAGGCCAUUGGACGCACCUGAAGAGUUGCCCUCAUGCAUAAAAUACAAUCGAGAAGGUCGGUAGAAUAUGAUGAUUGCCUCGGCACGCAAAAGUCGUAAAUAGAAUAGUGGAACAGAGCACCUUCUUUGCUUGUUCUCGAAUUCAAAAAUCAACACCCCCCCAAAGAAGAUCCUGCGGAUUCUGGAUGAAAUCUGUCGGAUCUUGCUUUCCAAACUGUCAAAGAUUUAUCCUCCCCCACCAGGGGAUUCUUAUACCUCUCUCCCACUCCGAAAUGGGUUCCCAUUUGAAAAUUGACCCACCACCCUGUUCUCUUCCUUCAUCCUUUUUCUCCUCCUCCUUGUCAUUCCUCGCUGCUGUUGCUCCUGAUCGAACGCCAGUCGAAAUGGGUGUCACCGCGGAGUCGCAGUUUCACGUCUUGGCUGUUGAUGACAGUCUUAUUGACAGAAAGCUGAUUGAGAGGCUCCUCAAAACCUCUUCUUAUCAAGUGACCGCAGUUGAUUCUGGCAGUAAGGCUCUGGAGUUUCUAGGCCUGAAUGCGGAGCAGGCCAGAAAUUCACACACCACCUCUGUCUCUCCAAACUAUCAUAAUCAGGAGAUACAAGUGAAUUUGAUCAUCACAGACUAUUUCAUGCCAGAAAUGACAGGCUAUGAUCUCUUGAGAAAGAUCAAGGAAUCGAAAAGUUACAAAGACGUACCAGUUGUGAUUAUGUCGUCUGAGAAUGUUCCCUCAAGAAUCAGCCAAUGCUUGGAAGAUGGGGCUGAAGAGUUCUUUCUCAAACCAGUUCAACUAUCAGAUGUCAACAAGCUUCGACCCCAUUUGUUGAGAGGGAGAUCUAAAGAACAGCAUCCCAACAGCGAAAAGAGGAAGGACAGGGAAGAGAUCUUAUCACCUGAGAGGACAAGAACAAGAUAUGAUGUCCCUGAAGUGUUUUAGCUGAGAACUAGAUACAGCUAAUGCGGGGUUCUUGUGGUGAACACUCGCAGAGAAAAGAACUUCAGGGUAGCUCGUUGAGAUGUGGUCUAUGUAGAUACUCUUUGUCUUGUCUCUCUCAACUAUAGAUCAUACAAACUUAAUGGAGACAAAGAAUUCUGGUUAGAGAGGAUUCU